GUAAAAUAAAAAAUAAAUGGGUAGAUAUGACUACUGCCUUAUUGAUCUGAAACUUUUUUUAUGGCGAACAAUGUUUUAAUAUUGUCUCUAUUCAUCCUUACCUUGCAGAUUCAUCUACUUCCAGGUGAGGCAACCACAUUAACAAUCGAAAACAACUGCAACUACACAGUGUGGCCGGUCAUACGAAACAGAAACACGGCAGCUCGCACGAACACCAACGUAACAGAUGGAUUUUUUCUGCUCGGCGGUGAUUCCAAGGUCAUAAACGUAAAUUCAAGUUGGACAGGUCAGCUUUGGGGUCGAACUCAAUGCUCAACCAAUAGUUUAACGAAGAACUUCUCCUGCCUCACUGGUGAUUGCGGAACUGGAAAUAUCAACUGUCGAGAUAUGCCUUACAUUCCGCCAGUAACAUUAAUCGAGCUUACAACCUCGUCAGAAACCAAGCAGGACUUUUACGAUGUUAGCGCUGUUCACGGCUAUAAUAUUCCGGUGGCCGUGUCUCCGCAAAGUGGUGGCAGCGGCAGCGGCGGUGGAUAUUGCACCGUGAUUGGUUGUGUGUUUAACUACAACGAUGACUGCCCCGAAAAACUCAGGGUGAUUAAAAAUCAAAACAUAAUUGGGUGUAGAAACCCGUGUGACGUGUUGGAUACGAACGAGUGUAAUGGUAAUAGCUCGUCGUUUAUCUUCAAAAAGGCAUGCCCACGCGCUUACAGUGAUACGUUGGAUGAUGUUGCAGCUACCUUUGUUUGUUCCAACAACAAGACGUCGUAUACCAUUAGCUUCUGCCCGUCUCCCAGCAUUGCCAGUAUCCUGUCUAAACCUAUACAAUUAACACAAUCGUCAUCCUCGUCAUCGCCAUUGCCAUCACCGCCAUCGGCAACACCGAUACCAAUUCCAUCACCAACAUUUAAUAUGCCAAAGAAUAAUUCCGCAGAACAACGUCCAACAAAGAGUGAAUCUAAAAGGACGCAUACUAUUCUCUUAGUUGGGUUACCAAUAACAUUUGCAAUAACAAUUUUGUUAUUGUAUGGAGUUUGGACAUGUAUACGCAAGAGGAAGGUUAUCAAAACAUCAACUUGUUCGGAAGGGUAUGAGAUUCAAAAAUCUUUAUUGAACUCCUUGCAAUUUGACUUAAAUACAAUUCGAUUAGCAACAAAUAACUUUGCCGCAGAAAACAAACUCGGAGAAGGUGGAUUUGGUGAAGUUUACAAGGGAAAAUUACAGAAUGGUCAGGAAAUUGCUGUAAAAAGACUAUCCAAAAACUCGGGACAAGGAGCAGCAGAGUUUAAAACUGAAGUUGUUUUAGUUGCAAAACUUAGACACAAAAACUUGGUCAAGCUCUUGGGAUUCUGUGUGGCGUUAGAAGAAAAGAUACUUGUUUAUGAAUUUCUUCCUAAUUCAAGUUUGGACAGAUUUAUAUUUGAUAAAAUAAAGCAAACAAGUUUAGAUUGGGAAACAAGAUUCAACAUUAUUGCUGCUAUUGCGAGAGGCCUUUUAUAUCUUCACGAAGAUUCCCCAUAUAAGAUCAUUCAUCGAGAUCUUAAAUCAAGUAACAUAUUAUUAGACGAAGAAAUGAACCCCAAGAUAUCAGAUUUUGGCCUCGCAAAACUUUUUGGUGUUGAUCAAACUCAAGGUGACACGAAAAGAAUCGUCGGAACUUAUGGUUAUAUGGCUCCGGAAUAUGCAAUGGCUGGUCAUUACUCAGUAAAAUCUGAUGUUUAUAGUUUUGGAGUGUUAGUCCUUGAGAUCGUGAGUGGUCAGAGAAGUAGAUGUUUAGGACCAUUGCAGCUUGAAGAGGCAAUGCUACAUCGUGCAUUCAAACUUUGGAAUGAGAAGAAGACGUUAGAUUUGGUAGAUACAACAUUGCACAACAAUAUUCCAAUAGACGAAGUAACUAAAUGCAUUCAUAUUGGGCUAUUAUGUGUUCAAGAAAAUGAUGUUUUAAGGCCGAGAAUGAACACUAUUGUUGCUGCCCUUAAUAGUAAAUCAGUUAGUUUACCAGUUCCAAGGCCUCCCAAUUUCUUUGGUAUUAAUAAUUUAGAAGAGAAUGAGAUGCAAAAUCAUUCUCUAGGUGUUUAUACAGGUCCUAACUCGAUUACAGAAGUGUAUUCCCGCGAUUAA
This is a messenger RNA of Spinacia oleracea (spinach), 2121 nucleotides long. Its product is annotated as cysteine-rich receptor-like protein kinase 6. Gene Ontology annotation, biological process: protein phosphorylation. Gene Ontology annotation, cellular component: plasma membrane. Bases 61 to 2121 code for a protein of 686 amino acids. The transcript is spliced from 10 exons. Lineage: Eukaryota; Viridiplantae; Streptophyta; Magnoliopsida; Caryophyllales; Amaranthaceae. The record is from RefSeq and is a predicted model, not a curated record. Gene Ontology annotation, molecular function: ATP binding; protein serine/threonine kinase activity.